GGUUCUUUCUGCUUAAAGAAUUCAAUUAAAAAGGCCUGUACACAUCCCAAGGUGAUAUGGGCAUGAAGACGAACCCACCUACAAACACAUAUUGAUCCACCACGUGCUGCUGUAGAAGGUCCUGAAUUCCUGCUCCGCUUCUUCGAACUUCGUAAUUCUCUCUCGCCGUUCGUAGUUUAGUACAAUUCUUGUAUUUUUACCCUCAACGUUUCUGGGUAUGUCGCAGUUCUGUUGAGAAGAAGAUAGCUGGGACGCAGCGAUGGCCUCUGCUUCGGAGUCCAUACACCCUCAAGAUGUUUGUAUUGUUGGUGUUGCUCGUACGCCCAUGGGUGGCUUUCUGGGUUCCCUUUCUUCUUUCUCAGCUACUCAGCUUGGCUCCAUAGCUAUUAAAUGUGCCCUUAAGAGAGCUAAUGUAGAUCCGGCACUGGUGCAAGAGGUGUUCUUCGGGAAUGUCCUAAGUGCAAAUUUAGGGCAAGCCCCAGCUAGACAGGCUGCUCUAGGUGCUGGCAUACCUAAUUCGGUGAUUUGCACCACUGUGAAUAAAGUUUGCUCAUCAGGAAUGAAAGCUACAAUGCUCGCAGCACAGACCAUUCGGUUGGGCGUUAAUGAUUUUGUUGUGUCUGGUGGUAUGGAAAGCAUGUCUAAUGCACCCAAAUAUAUAGCUGAAGCAAGGAAGGGAUCUCGACUUGGACAUGAUAUUAUUGUCGAUGGCAUGCUCAAAGAUGGUCUUUGGGAUGUUUACAAUGACUUUGGAAUGGGUGUUUGCGCGGAAAUUUGUGCUGAGAAUCAUAGCAUAACCAGAGAAGCACAGGAUUCUUAUGCUAUUCAGAGCUUCGAAAGAGGAAUCGCUGCACAGAAUAGUGGUCUCUUUGCCUGGGAGAUGGUUCCGGUUGAAGUUUCAGGAGGAAGAGGAAAGCCGUCAACAAUUGUAGAUAAAGAUGAAGGCUUAGGAAAGUUUGACUCUGCAAAACUCAAGAAACUGAGACCUAGCUUCAAGGAGAAUGGCGGUUCUGUUACUGCUGGGAAUGCAUCUAGCAUAAGUGAUGGUGCAGCUGCAUUAGUUCUAGUUAGUGGGAAGAAAGUACUUGAACUUGGGUUGCGAGUAAUUGCAAAGAUCAAAGGAUAUGCUGAUGCUGCUCAGGCACCCGAACUGUUCACGACAGCCCCAACCCUCGCAAUAGCGAAAGCCAUUUCGAAUGCUGGUCUUGAUGCUAGUCAAGUUGACUACUAUGAAAUUAAUGAAGCAUUCUCUGUCGUGGCUCUUGCCAAUCAAAAGCUACUUGCUCUUAAACCUGAAAGUCUCAAUGUGCAUGGUGGAGCUGUAUCACUGGGACAUCCAUUAGGAUGCAGCGGAGCUCGCAUACUGGUCACAUUGUUAGGGGUUCUGAGACAGAAGAAUGGGAAGUAUGGUGUAGCCGGGAUCUGCAAUGGGGGAGGUGGGGCAUCUGCCCUUGUUGUCGAGCUCAUAAGAUAGAGGAUUUCCCUCAGCUGCUUCAAUUAGUAAUAGCAUUUUGUAGUUUGGGUCCUGGGAGAUACUAGGACACACAUGCCUUGCACUUCUGCUUCUUUCGCUGUUGCCUCUAAUCGUCACUUAAAUGUGUCCACUGCACGCAAGAUGCUAGAAAAUUUGAGCUACUUGGUGGACUGGAAAACACCCUUCCUUCCAAGAACAUGUAAUGAAGUUACUCUGUGUGGGCGCCAUAGAUGGUCGGCAUCGGAGAAAUGCAAAUAGAUGGUUUUCCCUUAAAGAAUGUAAAAGUGUUGCAUCUAAUCGCCGAGUCAUUUGAACACUGGUCAAUAACGAGACGCAAGGAAAUAUUUUGUGCUGUGCUUCU
Molecule: messenger RNA, 1835 nt
Organism: Rhodamnia argentea
Lineage: Eukaryota; Viridiplantae; Streptophyta; Magnoliopsida; Myrtales; Myrtaceae
Product: acetyl-CoA acetyltransferase, cytosolic 1-like
Exons: 14
Coding region: 260-1474 (404 amino acids)
Biological process (GO): fatty acid beta-oxidation
Molecular function (GO): acetyl-CoA C-acetyltransferase activity
Source: RefSeq, a predicted model, not a curated record